GUCAUUGUCAAAUGUAAGAAUCUUAUCUAAAAGUCAAAGCGAAAAACAUAACGCUUAAGUUAUGGAACACAAACAAAAUUGAUAUGAAAAAUCUUUUUCAAAACACAGUGAUGGGGGAUAGUAAAAUUUGUGAUAAGGAUAGCAAGUUAAAAACGAAAACUAAUAAAAGUUUCAAAAUGAAUACAGCAGACGGAAAAACAAUGAACGGCGAUGAAAUCAAACGUGGAAUAUCGGUAGACUUUUCUGUACUAAAAGAUACUUCAGUUACAACGUUACCCGUUGUCGGUUCUCCUUCUGAGAAUGCCUGUGGAACUAAUUUGCAAUGGCAAGAAAAAAUUACCAUCAUCACUCCGCUUUUGAGUCGUCAAAUGAUCCUUCCGGAGCUUUCGAAUUGUCUAGCCGUUCAAGCUUUUUUGAAGAUGUGUAAUUUGGGAUUCGAAAUAGAACGAAGAUCUAACGCUGCAGCAAUGUCCCCAACGAACACUGUCCCUUUUAUUAAAAUAGACAAAUAUGUUAUUGGUGGAUUAGAGGGAAUUGUUCAAUUUGUUAAUACGAAGAAUAUAACUCUAACAGAUAAACUCGAUAACAAUCAGAAAGUGAAUCUAAAAGCAUUUUUUACUUUAGCCAUGAAUAAAUUCAACUUGGUUGAACUCUAUAUGUGUUGGAGGCAUCAAGAAACAUAUAAAAAUGUUACCAGUCAAAAGAAUGGAUCAGUUUAUCCAUGGCCAUUAAACUGGAUCCAGAAUAUCACCAAACGGCACCAAGUGAGCAAACAACUCAAAAACCUCGAUUGGAAAGAAAAAACUUUAAAUGAAGUCAUAUUCGAAUUUGAAGUUUUCUGUGAAGCUCUAUCUCAAAGAUUGAAUGGAAAGUCUCAAUUUUUCGAUGAAGGUGAUACUGAAUUAGACGCUUGUGUCUUCGGACAUUUGUUUUCAAUAUUACAUACCCCUUUACCUGGAAAUUAUUUAUCGGACACAAUAAAAACUCAUCCGGACUUGAUGAAAUUAGUAAACAGAAUAAAAAAAUUGUAUUUCUAGCACUAUGAUAGUGUCAUUCAUUGUUAAAGAUUAAAUCAUUUGAUGAAAUAA
Molecule: messenger RNA, 1088 nt
Organism: Diorhabda carinulata
Lineage: Eukaryota; Metazoa; Arthropoda; Insecta; Coleoptera; Chrysomelidae
Product: metaxin-2-like
Exons: 2
Coding region: 84-1037 (317 amino acids)
Biological process (GO): mitochondrion organization
Cellular component (GO): SAM complex
Source: RefSeq, a predicted model, not a curated record